Messenger RNA from Passer domesticus (house sparrow), 1893 nucleotides. RefSeq names its product serine/threonine-protein kinase PAK 3-like. The record is from RefSeq and is a predicted model, not a curated record. Gene Ontology annotation, molecular function: protein serine/threonine kinase activity; ATP binding. The coding region runs from base 104 to 331 and encodes 75 amino acids. Gene Ontology annotation, cellular component: cytoplasm. Gene Ontology annotation, biological process: intracellular signal transduction; protein phosphorylation; regulation of MAPK cascade. The transcript has 5 exons. NCBI's taxonomy places the organism in Eukaryota, Metazoa, Chordata, Aves, Passeriformes, Passeridae.
CUCAAGCACGAGCAGCUCGUGCACCUGGAGCACGACUAGCUCCUCUGGCAGCAGAGAGCAGCAGCGAGAGAGCACAGAGGACAAGUGCCUGGCCGUGCUGAAGAUGCUGGUGAGCAAGGGAGAUCCUGAGGCGAAAUACACAGAAGUGGAAACUCUUGGCAAAGGGGGUUUCGGCACUGUGUGCAUGGCAGUGGAGUCUGCCACAGGAGAAGAGGUGGCCAUCAAGAAAAUUAGUCUCCUGCAAGAGAGCAGCAGUGAGCUGUGCCUGAAUGAAAUCCAGGUCAUGCGUGGCACUAAGAAUGCCAACCUUGUGAACUAUGUAGACAGGUGAGUGGUUCUGCUGUCCUGCCAUGAAAGGUCAUUCACAUCCUGCAAGCCAGAGGUUCAACCACUCCUUUGGGCACUGGCAAAAGAGGAUGGAGCUGUUAAUUCCUGUUUCUGGGCUGAUUUACAGCAUCUUGGAAGGAGAUUGCAUUGGGGCUGCAUUAAUCUUUCCUGGCAUACCUAGUGUGAAGGGCGCUUUCAAAGACAGGACUGGGUCCUGUCUUACUGAGCCAACAGCCUCCAAGUUCCUGUCCUCUCUCCACAUUGUUUUGUUGGGUUUGGGGUUUGAUUUUUCCCCUGGGUUUGAAGUGCUAACAAAGCACUGUCUAUUGUAUUUCCCUUGGCCUGUUGCAUUGGUGUGGAUACCGAGCUGUCUUUUACACUGCACAGAGUUCAAACCCUGUAGAGCAUAGUGAAUGACUACUCACUUCCUCCUGUGUUCCUCUGAGAGAGACACAGAAAACAAGAAUCCACCAGGUCAUGUAAGUGCAUGCCUUAAUCUGCAUGCUGUUGUUUCCUCCUUUCAGCUACCUGGUGGACGAGGAACUCUGGCUUGUGAUGGAAUACAUGGACGGAGGUUCUUUACAUGAUGUCAUCAGGGAGACUCACAUGGCAGAAGGAGAGAUAGCAGCUGUCUCUCGGGAGGUAAGGGAUGGCACUUGUGCUUCCCAUGGCUUGGUCGGGAUGGUCCUUCCAAAUGGGUGAUAAGGAGAGGAGAGAUUUCAUCUUCCAAGACUUUCUCUUAUGUCCUUGGCAGUAGCAAGACCAUCUGAAGUGCCUGCCAGUGUCCCUGCCCUUCUUCUAGCGUGUUUGUGUUUGCCUCUCUAAACACUUCCCUGGUGCCUGUGUGUGCUGCAUUCCUUCCCUGUAAGGGCAAAUGUGAUGGUGGCGCAAAGUGAAGCAAGGGGCAAAGACAAAGAGAUACUCACAGGACUCUCCCAGAGCUCAGCCUCAAAGGAGAGCCUUGCACCCAAAGUGGUGUUUGCAAAGGCAUCCACUGCUGUCUGGCUGGAGAGAGCACAGCCACUGCAGCAGGGCUCCUUCAGCCUGUGUUUGCCGGGCACUGGCCAGAGGAACAAUUGCCCCUUCUCUCUCAAGCAAACACACCCUCACUUAGAAAGGCACUGCUGUCCUCGUGGUGGAGCAGCAGGCUCUUGCCCUUGCCAGCAGCCUGUCCUGCCAUGGCUCACCAUCCCCCAGGAAGUCAGUGUUUCAGAUGUGCCACUUCCCUGCUUGUGGGAUGAAAUCCACUUAGGCUCGUGUUUCUUUUUCCUCUCUCAGUGCCUGCAAGGCCUGGAUUUCCUGCACUCCAAUCAAGUGAUCCACCGCGAUAUCAAAAGCCACAACAUUCUCCUGGGCUUGGAUGGAUCUGUCAAGUUGGCUGAUUUUGGCCUUGCUGCUCAGCUCACUGCUGAGCAGAGCAAACGGAGAUCAGCUGUUGGGACUACUUACUGGAUGGCGCCAGAAAUUUUCACCAGGAAGCCCUAUGGCCCCAAAGUGGACAUCUGGUCCUUUGGAAUUGUGGGGAUCGAGAUGGUGGAAGGAGCGCCUCCGUACCUGAUGAAAACC